Messenger RNA from Alternaria rosae, 1237 nucleotides. RefSeq lists its product as uncharacterized. The record is from RefSeq and is a predicted model, not a curated record. Bases 207 to 1148 code for a protein of 313 amino acids. NCBI's taxonomy places the organism in Eukaryota, Fungi, Ascomycota, Dothideomycetes, Pleosporales, Pleosporaceae. The transcript is spliced from 5 exons.
CCAAAGCAGGCCAGACCAGGAGUGCCAAGCACUACCCCCCCCCCCCCCCCACCAAUUUUGUCACAACUUGGGCAAGACUACUAACGCAAAUAAUUAUGGCUGUAUAUAAUUAGUGGUCACAUCCCCCUUGCAGAUUACCGUUCAACAGCCAUAUUCCAACGUCUUUUAAGUGGUAACGCAAACACAUUCUUAAAUCUUAAUUCAAAAUGGGUAAAGUCGCUGUAGUUGGAGGCACGAGCAGCGUAGGACGGGAGGUUAUUGACGCCAUUAUCAAAAGGGGCAACCAUGAAGUGACUAUCCUCAGUCGAAGGGCUGAACGUCCGGCCGACCUGUCACCCGUGGUUCAAAUGGCCCAGGUGGAUUACAAUAGCCACUCUUCUCUCGUUUCGACUUUCCGUGGUAUUGAUACGGUCAUAUCCUUUGCGACCGCGAUGGAUUUUGACGCAAAUGUGAAACUCGAGAAAAGCAUCAUUGACGCGGCCAUCGAGGCUGGCGUCAGCAGAUUUGCUCCUUCCCAGUGGGCUGCCAAUAGCCAGAACCACAUUACCCACUACCAGUGGAAAAACAGGGUGGCAGAUUACCUAGCAGAAGUCAAUUCUAAGGGAAAGGUCAUUCAAUACUGUCUUUUCCAACCUGGCUUCUUUGCAGACUAUUUUGCGCACCCGCGCAGCACGACAACUCACUUCCAUAGCAUGCCGAUGCUAAUUGACUUCGAAAACCGACGAGCCAUCACUGUCUCUGGAUGCGAAGAUGCGCCCAUAACGAUUACGACCGUUGCAGACCUGGCAUUGACUGUGGCUGCAGCCCUAGAUUAUCCCAAGCCUUGGCCGGAAGUCGGCGGUAUUCGUGGAACACAAACAACAGUCCGGGAGAUCAUAGCAUUGGGAGAAAAGCUGCGGGGCCCUUUCGAGGUGACACGACUCGAUGCGAAGGAUGUUGAGGAUCAUAGAAUUGAGACGUCGUGGUAUCCACUAAUUGAUCACCCAGGUGUUCCAGUGGACAUGCGGGAGGUUGUAUCAAAGGGUGUUCUACGGGAAUACUUGCUGAGCAUGUCUAAAGGGGAAUGGUCUGUAUCAGAUGAGUGGAACAAACUGUUGGAUUUGCAGUUGGAAAGCAUGCACAAGUACCUAGGAGAGGUUUGGAAAUAAGUGUAACAUAAGAUAGCGAAGGCGCAGUAAAGAGAACAAUUACAUAAUAUGCUUGCUUCUCUCGCUUGCGUCUUAGAGGUAGAAUGAUU